ACGGUUAUUGAUCAUCACCAUCACCAGCAGGUGUAGCGCUUUGUCUGCCAUGGUGACAGACUGGCGGUGUGUGUGUAGAGACCGGACCUACCCUGGACACAACUGACCCCUCCCAGACAGACCUGGACGCAACAUUGCAGUGGUAACCCUAGGAUACUGAUUAUUCCACGUAGUAAGCCUAUCCGGCGAGCCGGAACGACAUCUAGUCAUGCAUGUAUCAUGGCCGCCUAGGCAUGUGUUCAACUCAGUGACCUUGUGGGGAUACAGUCUUCUCUGAGUGCAUGGUCAUUGUAAUUUCGAACUGUCCAAACCGUGUCCUGGACUCGCCACUUGACAAGUACAGACAUUCUUCUCACCUCGGAAAGUGUUUACAACAAUCCUUUGAAGAGGACAGAUACUGUGUUUCGACCUGACCCAUAUUUCGUUUCGAGUUGUUUUACGGAGACAGAGUAUCUAAUGAGAGGAGAAAUGUCUGUACGGCGGUGAUCCUUUCACCUCCCACUCAGUACUGGUCCAGACAGCCACCGAUACUACCCCUGUAGAAGAGGAGUGGUCAAUCCCUGGACACAAAACCGACCACCAUGCUGACCGCCGCUCUCAUCUGGUUCUACUUUCGUGACCUGGCCAACUACCUGUUGGACUGUGCCGAGUUGCGCCACCAGAGGAAAAUGGCCAAGUCUGAGGUACAGAAAUGCCUGGAUUGGCUGUUUGAACAACAAGGGGAGCUUGAGUGCGCCAGUUUCGGCCAGGGGGAGAGCGGUGUCAUGAAGGCACUUAGUCUACAGAGAGCCAAGGCGGUCCAGAUCAAAGACUUCAGCCAGCAGAUAGACAAGCUCGUCCAGAACUCGAACGUUGGCGAGGAGGAGGCAGUUGAUCUGAAGGGGAAAUACAGCUCAGUAGAAGCGCUGUCAUCCAAAAGAGGCUCAUGUUUUGAGGUCAUUUCGCAAAUCUCAGGGCUUCAAGAAUUAGUGGAGAACCUGUCCACCGAGUUCGACUCCCGGGCUGUACACUUGGUCAACACAGGAGAUGCUGGAAAACCCAAGGGCAGCAUUGACCAGACCAACGAGAGCAUGGCACGAACUGCACAGAACUGCAUCACGGCUGUCAGGAGGAACUGGAAGUGGAUUCUGACCACGAUGCAGUGUUCUGAGGUCCAUCUCAAGAACGCAGCAGCCUACCAGGAGUACUUCCACGAGGUGGAGGAGGCGGAGUAUUGGAUGAACACCACCCUGUCCAGGAUCCAUCUGUCUUUCGACCGACAGAAGCUGAAUGGAGACAGGGCGGACGCCAGAGCCAUCUUGAAUGAGAUCAGAGACGUGCUGCUGGCCUACCUGCAGUGGCAGACCAAGGUGGACAAUCUGUUUGACCGCAGCAGGAACAUCGUCCCCGUUCCGCUCCGACUUAAGAAGCUGACUGACCCACGCCCUGCUCUGGUGCUGGUAGACUUCCGCUCAGACGAGAUCGAGCUGAAUGAAGGCGAAACUAUUACCAUCGUCGACAACAGCAACCGCCGGAAGUGGAGGGUCACCAAUAGUCGUGGACAGACUGGAGAAGUACCGGCCGUCAUAUUGGUCAUCCCAGGGCCUUCUGGCGAGGCAGUGGACGCAGCAAUCAGACUCCGGCUGCAGUUGUUGUCACUGUGGACGACUUCAGUGAAGCGCCUGGGUUACCAGAUGUUGGCCUUCAUGCUGAUUGUCUUCAAAGACUGGGACGAGGAUGAGAGCGCCAAGGACAAGGUGUCAAUCCUUCAAUGCAUGAAUGAGACGGACAAGUUAGAGCUGCUGCGCAUUCUCAAGUACAUCGAAGAUACAUUGGGCAAGAACUGGACAGGCUACUCCGACUACAGCGAGCUGGAGGAACGCAUGGAGCGACUGCGCAUGAUCAUGGAAGAGGCGCCUGAAGGAGGUGUUUCCGAUGACGAGCUGCUGUCGACUGUCGUGGUGCAGAUCAAGACACUGGAGGAGAUGUUGAUGAAAUACAGUGACUUCUGGGCGUACUGGGAGACGUUCAAGGUGAUCGUGGAGCUCCUGAAGCAGCCUAAGCACCUGCUGGUGUGUGACAAGUGGGACCAGCUGAGAUACAUCACCACAGCACACUUCGUCAAAUUCUGGGACACACAUCUGGAUAUUGAGGACAUCAAGAAGUCACAGGCAUCACUAGCACUGUAUGAGAAGCCACGCGAGGAGAUGCCAGUCAGUAGUGAGGUGACCGUGGAGACACAACACGAGGAGACAACAUCCGAGGAGGUUGUGUCGGAGGAGGUGGAGGAAUGUCACACGUUUAUAGUCAAGGGAGUGCUGGACCCGAACAACAACAACGAGAUGACUCUACAGGAGGCUAUCAUGAAAGGAAUCAUCGACCAGGGAAAGGGUCUGUACAUCAACCCUCGUUCCGGGCGCACUAUGGACGUCAACGAGGCCAUCAAUGACGGCAAGAUACUCAUGGAGAUUGUGUCAAAACAGAAGAUCCGCGAAGAGAAGAAGACCUUCGGGUUGAUCACAAUCAAGACCACCCACGAGACCCGGCCCUUCAGCAUCCAGGCUGUACUUGAUCCACACACAGACGAGAGACUGCCUCUCGACGUGGCAAUGGAAAAGGGGAUCUUGGACAGCAGCUGUUCGGAAUACAGGACUGACACUGGAGAGAAGAUGCCAAUAGCAGACGCCAUCUCCAGCGGACUUGUGUUGGUGGAGUACGACGAAAAGCACCAGCCGCAUGCAAAGCCGCAGGUUGUGACGAAGACAUACAGCGUGAGCGGUGUGGUGGACCAACUGCGGAAGGAGAAGGUGCCGUUCAGCGAUGCCAUCAGACAGGGUCUGCUGGACAAGGAGACCGGCGAGUACAUCAACAACAAGACCCAUCAGAAGAUCUCCGUGCAUGAAGCCAUCAUGAAAGGCUUCAUCAAAGCCAGGGUGGUAGCGGAUCCAAGCAAACUUGACAUAGACCCCGAGAAUAAGAUCAUUAUUCAGAAGUUUGAAAAUGCCAAGACCAAGCUGUUGAGAGGUGUGAAGGCCAUGAGGAUGUUUAAGUCCCUUGGGAAACCCCUGCCAUAACUGCUGAAGAAGGACAUACAAAAGUCGACCAAGGUUGACGAUGGACGGAUUUGCUUGAUUAACAAGCGGUUAAUGUUCACCUCAAGGAAACGCCAUCACUGAUGACUUUUGCAUUUGAUAGAAUUCUGAGGCCUCACGUCGGAACCCAAACUGUGUGAUUUGAUCAACUAAAGACGUAACACUAAUUAAUGGUGCUGAUUGUUACCCAAGAUGUCAAUUAUAAUGCAUAGCUGCAUAUUUAGAUGUCCACUGUAUUGUGUACAUAACACAAUAAUCACAUUCCAUCUUUAUUUAAAGCAUUUUACAUUAUAGCAUGUAGAUGGCAACUGUCUGCGCCUGUCCGAUACAUUAGAUAUCAUCUUUGUAGUGGAUUGCGAUAUCCUUACCAUACAAAUGGCCUGUUUGUGUGACCACUACAGUACUCCGGCAGGCUUUAGCUGUCUCGAUGGUUCACUGUGUUUAACUUAGUUACACUAUAUGCUUGUAAGAUUAUAUAAUUUGUGUACUCACUUCAAGUCGGCUGCAGCUCCAAUAUGUUUAAGUUUCGUGUACUUUGGGAGUGACGUAUAUCUCAAGUUAUCAUGGCGUUGUGCUCAGUAACUCCAAGGUCAGCGCUUUAUACAGGAAUGUAAAUUGUGUGACGUUAGGCUAUUCAUGAAGUCAUUUGGGGCACAGUACGAUUUGUUGAUGUGUAAGCAUUUCUUCAGUCAAGUGGACCAAGGUGCAGUGUAGCAACACAGAGAGCCACACUGCCAACAUGGGUCAUUGCACAGGGUGCUUUUCUUUCUCUGUAGAUCUCUUUCAUGUAGAAUCUGACUUGCGUUAUUGCAAAUGAAUAAUAUAUUUGUAUUGUUAUUACUUUAUCAAUUAAAAUUUACCGUUUUUAAA
Messenger RNA from Haliotis rubra (blacklip abalone), 3941 nucleotides. RefSeq lists its product as uncharacterized. Gene Ontology annotation, molecular function: protein binding; structural molecule activity. The coding region runs from base 582 to 3053 and encodes 823 amino acids. The record is from RefSeq and is a predicted model, not a curated record. Gene Ontology annotation, cellular component: intermediate filament; cytoplasm; membrane. NCBI's taxonomy places the organism in Eukaryota, Metazoa, Mollusca, Gastropoda, Lepetellida, Haliotidae. The transcript is spliced from 18 exons. Gene Ontology annotation, biological process: intermediate filament cytoskeleton organization; wound healing.